AGCUUGUGGUCUCCAGGUGGAAGAUGAAAGGUACUGGUCUUGUCUUCGGCCUGAUCUCUGCUGUGCUUUCUGUCCUUGGAAGACCUUCCAAUGGGCUGAAGACGCUCCAUUUGGGAAGCUGUGUGAUCACCACAAACCUCCAAGAAAUACAAAAUGGAUUUUCUCAGAUCCGGGACAGUGUGCAAGCCAACGAUGAGAACAUUGACAUCAGAAUCUUAAGGAGUACUGAGUCUUUGCAAGACACAGAGCCCUCAGAGAAGUGCUGCCUCCUCCACCACUUACUGAGCCUCUAUCUGGGAAGGGUGUUCAAGAACUACCAAACCUCUGAUCACCAUACCCUCCGGAUGAUCAGCAGUCUGGCUAAUUCCUUUCUUAUCAUCAAGAAGGACCUCCGGAUUUGUCAUGCCCACGGGACGUGCCAGUGUGAGGAGGAAGCGACCGAGAAAUACAGCCGGAUUCUGAGUCACUUAGAAGAGCUGGAACCUCGGGCAGCAAUUGUGAAGGCUCUGGGAGAACUGGACAUCCUCCUGCGAUGGAUGGAAGAGUCAGAGUAGGAGGAAGUGACGACACUCCUGAGAAUCCUCCCGGCUAAGGAUCCUUGGUACCAUGGAGACAUGACUCCCAAACCGCCAUCUUUUACUACUUGAUUUGGUGCUAGUCAGAGUGUUUUGUAUUUAUUUAUUCUUUGUUUUCUCAAUGUGGUUGCCCUUAAGUGUCCCAAAUCUUAAUGUAUACCAUAAUUUUAUAAGAUUUCUUUAAUAAUAUCUUUUCUACUGUU
Perognathus longimembris pacificus (Pacific pocket mouse) is the source of this 778-nucleotide messenger RNA. RefSeq names its product interleukin 20 (gene Il20). Lineage: Eukaryota; Metazoa; Chordata; Mammalia; Rodentia; Heteromyidae. The transcript has 5 exons. The record is from RefSeq and is a predicted model, not a curated record. Gene Ontology annotation, molecular function: signaling receptor binding. The coding region runs from base 24 to 554 and encodes 176 amino acids.